AUGGGGGAUUUUAAUACCCCUCUUAUAAAAUCUAAGAAAUUUAGGGGAUCCCAGAUACAAAAUGACAACAAACUGGACUUAGCUGACUUCAUCAAUGGUCAAGGUCUGGUUGAUUUUGAUUUAUCUGGAGCUUCCUUCACUUGGUCUAAUUGUCGUGUUGGAGUUGACCUGAUUCAAGUUAGGCUUGAUAGGGCCUUGAUCUUAGUUGAGUGGAUCCAACAUUAUGUCUGUUCUCUGAAUUCAAUAGUUAGAAUCGGAUCUGACCAUUUUCCUCUAUGUUUGAUGGUUGAGCCUAAAAACGGCCCACGAAGGAGGUUUCCUUUUAGAUUUGAGAAAAUGUGGCUCUCCCACCCAAACCUUUCCAGUAGCAUGAAGUAUUGGUGGAAUGUUCAAGUGGAUGGUUCUUGUAUGUUUUGGGUUGCUAAAAAGUUAAGGCAUGUUAAGGAUAAGGCUAAAAAGUGGAAUAGAGAAGUCUUUGGGGACAUCUUCAUUCAAAAAUCUGCUAUUCAGGAGGAGUUGGGCUUGAUCCGGGAUAAAGUCCAAAAUGAAGGUUAUGUGAAUGAUAAUUUUGCUAAGGAAAGUGAGGUUCUGUCCAAAUACCACAAAAUUAUAGCCCGGGAAGAGACCUUUUGGAGGCAGAGAUCUAGAUCCUUAUGGCUCAAGGAUGGUGAUAAAAAUACCAGAUUCUUCCACAUCUCUACCCUUAAACACAUGGUUGCAAAUAGAAUUGGCCACCUUGUGAAGAAUGGGAGAAGAAUUGAUAAUGAGGAUGAAAUAAGUGGAGUUGUUGUUGAGUUCUUUGCUGAUCUUAUGAAGAAAGAUACUUUAUUAGACUCGGAGGCUCAAAAUAUUUUGGUUGAUAUUAUACCUAAAGUCCUAUCUGAUAAUGAAAAUCAUAAUAUUGCUGCCAUCCCUUCAAAGGAGGAGAUUAGGAGUGUUGUCUUUUCUUUUGAUGGCAGUAAAUCUCUAGGCCCAUACAACUUUCCUAUGUUCUUCUUUCAACAAUUUUGGGAGGUGGUGGGGGAAGAUGUGUCCAAUGCUGUUAAAGAGUUUUUUGGAGCUAGAUCCUUAUUGAGGAAUUGA
Molecule: messenger RNA, 1083 nt
Organism: Cryptomeria japonica (Japanese cedar)
Lineage: Eukaryota; Viridiplantae; Streptophyta; Pinopsida; Cupressales; Cupressaceae
Exons: 1
Coding region: 1-1083 (360 amino acids)
Source: RefSeq, a predicted model, not a curated record